UCGCUUCCAUCAUUCUCAUUCGAUCAUCGGAAAUGGCUCGCUUUCUUUGUAACGCAAAUCUUGUUUCUUCUCUCGUCGAUUCUAUCUCAGUAUCAAUCAACAGACGAGGUUAUGCUGUAGCAUCACAGGCUAUUUCGUCGAGCGUGGUGAGAGGAAGGAGCGGUCUGCUGAAAAGUGGAGAAGAGAGAGUAGCCAUGAAAGAAGCAUCUGAAACUAAUUCUUGGGCACCAGAUCCAGUGACCGGUUACUACCGACCGCAGAAUUGUGGGGCUGAGAUGGACGUGGCUGAGCUUCGGGAGAUGCUUUUGAACAACAAGACUAAGCAACACUAGAUGAGACUAAGA
Messenger RNA from Telopea speciosissima, 344 nucleotides. RefSeq names its product late embryogenesis abundant protein Lea5-D-like. The record is from RefSeq and is a predicted model, not a curated record. Gene Ontology annotation, cellular component: mitochondrion. The transcript has 2 exons. The coding region runs from base 33 to 332 and encodes 99 amino acids. Gene Ontology annotation, biological process: response to stress. NCBI's taxonomy places the organism in Eukaryota, Viridiplantae, Streptophyta, Magnoliopsida, Proteales, Proteaceae.